CGUGUCAGCAUCCCUUGGCGCGUUUUUCAAAGACUCACUCAGACGCCUGACUGGACUGAUACUGCAGCGCGCGCUGGGGGUUUUAUAUUAAACUUUAAAGUAUUUUAUGGUUAAUUUAUAGCAGUGACCUUCAUCUCCUGUCAUGGCGACUCCUCCGAAGAGAAUGUGCUCCAGUCCUGACUUUAACAGCAGCUUUGAGAAGAGAGUUAAGAAGAUAUCCAUUGAAGGAAACAUUGCUGCAGGCAAGUCGACCUUUGUGCGGUUGUUGGAUAGAGAAUCAGAGGAAUGGGAAGUGAUCCCUGAGCCCAUUGGGAAGUGGUGCAAUGUUCAGACUACGGAGAACGAGUAUGAGGAGCUGACCACAUCCCAGAAGAGUGGAGGCAACCUGCUGCAGAUGUUGUAUGACAAGCCCAGCCGCUGGUCCUACACCUUCCAGACUUACGCUUGCCUGAGCCGUGUUCGUGCCCAGCUUCAGCCUGCUUCUGCCAAGCUGCAACAGGCUGAGCAUCCAGUCCAGUUCUAUGAGCGCUCGGUCUACAGUGACAGAUAUGUUUUUGCUUCGAACCUAUUCGAGUCUGGAGACUUAAAUGAGACUGAGUUUGCCAUCUACCAAGACUUUCAUAGCUGGCUUCUCUCUCAGUUUGAGUCUGACCUCGAGCUUGAUGCCAUAGUCUAUUUGCGGGCCGAUCCUGAGAGGUGUAUGCAGCGUCUUAAAUUCCGAGGUCGUGAGGAAGAGCAGGGCAUUCCUCUGGAGUACUUGGAGAAACUUCACUAUAAACAUGAGUGUUGGCUCUAUAACAGAACUACACAACUUGAUUUCGAGUACUUGAAGGAUCUCCCUAUUCUGGUGCUGGAUGUUAACGACGACUUCAAGAAUGACAGAAUUAAGCAGCAGGAAGUGGUUGACAAGGUGAAGGAAUUUCUGUCUACGCUCUAAUAGAAAAUCAAGCACUCUCCAAAGUGUGUGUGUGUGUUUUUUAAGCCUUUUUUUAAAGCAGGUUUUUAUUAUUUUUAUUAUUUUUUAAAAACAUUUAUGUACCUCAAAUCCAGAUAUAUUAUGUAUUAAAUGCUUUACAUUAAACAAUGAAACAAUUACCGUGACCUCCGAAAACAUGUUCAGGGCUAUGGAUGGAUGCGUCAUCACGUCAUCAUUUAAUUAUAGUCGUCGUCAUAUCUUUUUAACUGUUUCAAACGUGUGUGAACAGCAUUUUAAAUUGUAAAUAUGUAUUUAUAUGUAUUUAGUCUAUGUAUUAUAUAUUUCGUUUUAUUGAAACUGUUUUAUGCUGGUCGUCUGUGAGUUCUUGUUUUUUUUUUUUUUCUUUUUCAUCUAACAAAUAUUUUGCAAAAACAAAAAAUAUUUGACCUUAAUAUGGCAAUAAAUGGUGUUGGUCUUUA
This is a messenger RNA of Pangasianodon hypophthalmus (striped catfish), 1395 nucleotides long. RefSeq names its product deoxynucleoside kinase. Lineage: Eukaryota; Metazoa; Chordata; Actinopteri; Siluriformes; Pangasiidae. The transcript is spliced from 7 exons. Bases 143 to 937 code for a protein of 264 amino acids. Gene Ontology annotation, molecular function: ATP binding; deoxyguanosine kinase activity. The record is from RefSeq and is a predicted model, not a curated record. Gene Ontology annotation, biological process: nucleobase-containing compound metabolic process. Gene Ontology annotation, cellular component: cytoplasm; mitochondrion.